Medicago truncatula (barrel medic) is the source of this 468-nucleotide messenger RNA. RefSeq lists its product as uncharacterized. The record is from RefSeq and is a predicted model, not a curated record. Lineage: Eukaryota; Viridiplantae; Streptophyta; Magnoliopsida; Fabales; Fabaceae. The transcript is spliced from 2 exons. Bases 1 to 198 code for a protein of 65 amino acids. Gene Ontology annotation, molecular function: metal ion binding.
AUGCUACGAUUAUAUUUAGUUUCUUAUUUUUUGCUGAAAAGAACGUUGUUGGUAAGCUAUUUUUCAUACUUUUCAACAUAUAUUAUUGAAUGUAAAACCGAUAAUGAUUGUCCAAUAAGUCAAUUGAAAAUAUAUGCAUGGAAGUGCGUUAAAAACGGAUGCCAUUUGUUUGAUGUGAUUCCAAUGAUGUAUGAGUAAUAGAUCCAAGAGAGUACACAUAUUCCAUGCAAUGAAGAAUGAGUUAUUUCGACCAAAAAAAAAAUGAGUUAUCAAAUGACAAAAAGAUUUAUGCAAUGUGUAUUGUGCUAGAAUAUUCCACAAUUUCCAUUUAGUUAUUGUGAUCGCACCCAAUAAUUGUAUUUUUAAUUUAUUUUAAUUUUCUUAAUUUCACAAAUCUUUUAAUUAUGUCUUUGUACUUUAAGAUGUUGGUAUUGAAAUUAAAUAAGAAACUAAACAAUAUUAUAGUAA